Molecule: messenger RNA, 365 nt
Organism: Daphnia pulex (common water flea)
Lineage: Eukaryota; Metazoa; Arthropoda; Branchiopoda; Diplostraca; Daphniidae
Product: histone H4
Exons: 1
Coding region: 50-361 (103 amino acids)
Biological process (GO): nucleosome assembly
Cellular component (GO): nucleosome
Molecular function (GO): DNA binding; protein heterodimerization activity; structural constituent of chromatin
Source: RefSeq, a predicted model, not a curated record
UUUAUCCUACGACGCAAAAGAGUAAGUCAGUCUUAUCUCAACGUUCAAAAUGACUGGUCGCGGUAAAGGAGGAAAAGGACUCGGCAAAGGAGGCGCCAAACGUCAUCGCAAAGUUUUGCGUGACAACAUCCAGGGAAUCACCAAGCCGGCCAUCCGUCGUCUUGCCCGUCGUGGUGGUGUGAAGCGUAUCUCUGGUCUCAUCUACGAGGAAACCCGUGGUGUUUUAAAGGUGUUUCUCGAGAACGUGAUUCGUGACGCCGUCACCUACACUGAACACGCCAAGAGGAAGACGGUGACGGCCAUGGAUGUCGUCUACGCACUGAAACGCCAGGGCCGCACUCUGUACGGCUUCGGCGGUUAAAUUC